This is a messenger RNA of Cylicocyclus nassatus, 1804 nucleotides long. NCBI's taxonomy places the organism in Eukaryota, Metazoa, Nematoda, Chromadorea, Rhabditida, Strongylidae. The record is from the annotation of a GenBank genome assembly.
AUGCCUUCUGCAUCUUACCAGCAACAGAUCUCCUUUCGUAGAAAACUUGCGAUUCCCCAACCCCCGUUAUCCUCCAGAGCGUGGCGUAUUGAUCGUUAUGGGAGCGUCCAGCGCCGAUCUUCUGCACUGAGCUGCGGCACAUUCUUCUUGUUCUCGUUGACUAGUAGAAUGGGAGACACAUCAGCUUCAACGGGAACGGCGGAGAAGAGGGCUCAUGAGACUACAGCGGGCAGCCCAGAUAUAAAAGUAGAAGAAGAUCUAAACAGUUCUGGCAUCCCGCAUUCAGAUUUUGUUGUCGUAGCUGAUAGUACCGGCGAAGCCAUGGAGUUACCUACCGCUUCAGAUAAUUCUUUAUAUAUGACCACACUUCAAGCUACCUAUCCCGGUGCCACCGGGAUGAAAUACAAAAAUCCCAAAACGGGAGCAUUACGGGCUGUAGCUGUUGAUGCCAGUGGUACAAAACUUCUACCACCAUCUGACGGUUGGGACGAUAAGGUAUUCACAGUGAUCACCUCGAACUCACGCAGUGAGCGAAGCUCGGAUGUAAGUGUGAAACGUCGGAAGAUUGGAACAAGUGAUGGAGAGUCCGACAGUGACGGUGAGGGUCGAAUCGGUCGCAAACGUGCCGCUGACUCUCGCGAGGCUGCGGUAGCUGAGCCACCUAUCCCACGCCGACCGGUUGAUCUCAUCGUACUUGGCGUGAAUUACAAGACAACAGACGAAGGAUUCAAGUCCUACUUUGAAGCCUUUGGUACGGUGGUGUUUGCUGAGAUCAAACGCACACCGGAAGGAUCGUCAAAAGGUUUUGGUUUUGUACAGAUGAGCACAGUAGAAGAACAAGAUAAGGUGCUUGGGACAGCCAACCACAUGUUAGAUGGUCGCCGCUGUGAUGUGCGCAUUCCUGAUCAGAGACAUGAUGCUCAUGGAAACACUCCUGGUGGGAGUCGAACGGUUGUACCACCGAAAACGCUAGUGAAUAAAGUUUUUGUGGGCAGACUUUCGGAGAAGAUCGAAGAGGAGACGCUGCGAAAGUUUUUCGACAAUGAAGCCAAAAGGAUUGUCGAUUCCGCCUCGGUGACAGAUGUAUUCAUUCCACGACCCUUCCGUGGCUUUGCAUUCAUCACGUUUACGCAUUCUGAAGUUGCUGAUCGUUUGUGCAAAGAGAACAAUUUUGUGAUUGAUGGCACAUCUGUGAGUGUGACACUCGCUGUACCACGAGAGGAUCCACAUCAGAAUGCUAGCGGAUAUUUCAACGAUUUCGGUUUUCCCUAUGGUUAUAGUAAGAGUGGUGGCGGAUUUGGAGGAGCUGGUGGAAUGCCUCCUAAUCAUAGUCCAUUUCCAGGACGGGACGUGUUCGGAUACAGUCCACCACCUGGUGUGUAUGGGCGUCCUCCAUACGAUGGUUGGGUACCGCCACCUACUCUCCAGGGCACUCCUCGAUCAAGCCGCAAUGGACCAGCACAUGAACAACCAUGCGUGCGCAAUCGUUACCAUCCUUCCCGAUCCAAAGAACCAGCCUUUCCUGGUCCCGUGCCGCCUCCAGGGCCACCUCCUCUAGCCUAUGUGUUUCAGCAAAGAGAUGGACUGGCUGGUCAAGCUGCUUCAAAUCAAAUAGCAAGUGGUUUGGAUGCUUUAAAUCUGAACCAAAUGAAUCCGGACUUACUGAAUACAGCAUGGAAUGCGUUCUUCAGCACGUUAAAUAAUGGAGGAGCAUCACCACAACCACGGAAGUGGUAGUCUAAUCCAGGGUCACAACAAAUAUAAUGUAUAAUCUGUAAUUAGAAUGAAUAAAUAUUUUGUUGUA